GCCCCUGCCCAGAGUGUGGGUCCGUGUCGUCCAUUCAUGCCUCCGAACCCCACCCGGCCCACGGCGAGCUCGGUCAGUGUGAGGUGAGGGUCUGUCAGAGUCGAGGGUCGAGAAUCACCCCUUAACUCCCUGGUGGGUCUCCACCAGCCACGUUUUUAGGGGUGCUCAGGAUACCCAUCACUUAGCACGACUACUGUCAGCGUAGCUUUAUUCAGGGACUCCAGGGCUUUGCAGGGCGGGAGGGGGCUGGAGACAGACCCAUGCCCUAACUGCAACCGAGCUACGGUGUUCAGGUGAGCAGGUGGCUUCCGCCUUGUUUCUUUUGACUUGGCAAAGGCCACAGUUUUCUAGUUUUCUUCCAUUAAUAGGCGUGGGGUAAUAACAAAAAAGGAAGAACUAGCCCUUUCAAGGGUUCAGGGGAGCAACAGAAGGAUGCCUGGCCGGUACUUGUGAGGACAGAGGAGUGGAGAGAAGCUGCCCAUUUAAACUUAGGAUCUCGGCUUUCGCCGCUGCUCUGCCCCGCUUGGAGGGUGGGGAGCCCAUCUAGGAACAAAAGAUCCAGAAUGGCCCGUGUUUCAAGAUGGCCAUGUGUUGUGGUGGGUGUAUCUGGGCUAGAUUUGGGAAAUCUGACCUCUCCAAUGUUAUUCCCUAGUCUUUGAGCUGCAGAACCGUUUGGACUCUAGCAUUUCUCAACAUAGUUACGCCAUGGGGUGCUUCAUUUUGGAAUAGGCAAGCUGGAGUAAAAUGGGGUCCCUUUAGGUCAGUUAUAACCCUUUGUGCGGGGAUAGAAUCCGUUUUCUCUUCGCCUUUGCUACAAGGCCACUAAGGCCUUUUCUGAGGUGCAGAGAGCCUCCUGCUUCUUAGGGCACCCCCUAAGAAUAGCUUUCAUUUCUCAGGAGAUGCCCAAAAAACUUGUUUUCAUUGUGCUUCCUUCUUCCUGGGCCACCCCCCCCGCCUCGCCCCAGCUGUCAGGGCCAGAGUGGGCAGGAGGAUGCUUUCCCGGCCUCGUCAUGGAGCUGCGCUGCGGGGGACUGCUGUUCAGUUCUCGCUUUGAUUCAGGGAACCUAGCCCAUGUGGAGAAGGUGGAAUCUGCAGCUAGUGAUGGGGAAGGGGCGGCAGGUGGGGGGGCAUCAGCCCCCAGCAGUAGCAUCGCCUCUUCUCCUGACUAUGAGUUCAACGUGUGGACCCGUCCAGACUGUGCUGAAACUGAAUUCGAGAAUGGGAACAGGUCAUGGUUCUACUUCAGUGUCCGGGGAGGAGCUCCAGGGAAACUCAUCAAGAUCAACAUUAUGAACAUGAACAAGCAGAGCAAGCUGUAUUCCCAGGGCAUGGCCCCCUUUGUGCGCACGCUGCCCACCCGGCCACGCUGGGAACGCAUUCGAGAUCGGCCCACCUUUGAGAUGACAGAGACGCAGUUUGUGUUGUCCUUUGUCCACCGUUUCGUGGAGGGCCGUGGGGCCACCACCUUCUUCGCCUUCUGCUACCCCUUCUCCUACAGUGACUGCCAGGAUUUGCUAAAGCAGCUAGACCAGCGCUUUCUGGAGAACCACCCUACCCAUAGCAGCCCCCUGGACACCAUUUAUUACCACCGUGAGAUUCUUUGCUAUUCUUUGGAUGGACUUCGUGUAGAUCUGCUAACGAUCACUUCCUGCCAUGGGCUUCGAGAGGAUCGAGAGCCCCGUCUAGAGCAGCUAUUUCCUGAUACCGGCACCCCCCGACCAUUCCGAUUCACAGGCAAGAGGAUAUUCUUCUUAAGCAGUAGGGUGCACCCCGGGGAGACUCCAUCUAGCUUUGUCUUCAAUGGCUUUCUGGACUUCAUCCUUCGACCUGAUGACCCCCGCGCCCAAACCCUGCGUCGCCUCUUUGUCUUUAAGCUGAUUCCCAUGUUGAACCCCGACGGUGUGGUCCGGGGCCACUACCGACUCUGCCUCAGUCUGUUUUCCUACAGCACAGACUCACGUGGAGUGAACCUGAACCGUCAGUACCUGAAGCCCGAUGCAGUCCUGCACCCAGCCAUCUAUGGGGCCAAAGCUGUGCUUCUCUACCACCAUGUGCACUCCAGACUGAACUCCCAGAGCCCCUCCGAGCACCAGCACAAUCCUCAUCUCUCUCCCAAUGCUCCCCUCUCUGACCUCAAGAAAACCAAUAAUAUCCAAAACGAAGCUCACCUUGGGCACGCACCUAAUGGGGAUCACCCCGAAGGCUGGACGCAGACCGAGUCCGCAGAACAGAAGCCCAGCGGCGUGUGGAUUCUGCCACACCAGUCCGCCGAGGGUGCGCAGCCAGCCGCCGAUGCCAUCCCUCCCAGAGAGAGUGGCGUGGCUUACUACGUGGACCUGCAUGGACAUGCUUCCAAAAGGGGCUGCUUCAUGUACGGAAACAGCUUUAGUGAUGAGAGCACCCAGGUGGAAAAUAUGCUGUAUCCAAAGCUCAUCUCCUUGAACUCAGCACACUUCGACUUCCAGGGUUGCAAUUUCUCAGAGAAGAACAUGUAUGCCCGAGACCGCAGAGAUGGCCAGUCUAAGGAGGGAAGCGGCCGGGUUGCAAUCUACAAAGCCUCAGGGAUAAUCCACAGCUACACACUUGAAUGCAACUACAACACUGGACGCUCCGUCAACAGCAUCCCUGCUGCCUGCCAUGACAACGGGCGGGCCAGCCCCCCUCCCCCGCCGGCUUUCCCCUCCAGAUACACUGUGGAACUGUUUGAACAGGUGGGCCGCGCUAUGGCCAUCGCGGCCCUGGACAUGGCAGAGUGCAACCCGUGGCCCCGGAUUGUGCUGUCAGAGCACAGCAGCCUCACGAACCUCCGCGCCUGGCUGCUGAGACACGUGCGCACCAGCCGGGGCCUGAGCAGCACUGCGAACGCGGGCAGCAGCAAGAAGAGAGGCGUUCGAACUCCACCCAAAAGUAACAACGGCUUGCCGGUGUCCUGCUCCGAAAUGCCCUUGAGCCGCGCGCGCAGCUUUAGCACCGGUACAGGCGGCGGCGGCGGCCCACAGAACUGUCCACAGAUGAAGAACUCCCCCAGCUUUCCUUUUCAUGGCAGUCGGCCCUCGGGGCUGUCAGGCCUGGGCUCUAGCACUCAAAAGGUCAGCCACCGGGUGCUGGGCCCCAUCAGAGAGCCCCGAAGCCAGGACAGGAGACGGCGGCAGCAGCCACUGACCCAUCGCCCUACUUCAAGCAGCAUGGCCCCAUCCUCAAAUCCUGCCAGUUCUAGCCCGGCAGCCUCACAGAGCAUGGGCCCCUGCCUACUGCCCAGCUCACUCAGUAUAUCAGGGAGCAGCUGCUCACUCCUGUCCUCAGGGGACAAGCCAGAGGCUGUCAUGGUGAUUGGGAAAGGGCUGCUAGGGACUGGACCUCGGAUCCCCUGUAUCAGGACACGACUGCAGACCUGCCCGAGGAGAGUUCCCGCCAGGAGGGGUCCCGGAUUCCCCAGGCUAGGCCCAGGUUGGGCCGGGGCUCACCGCCGACUCGCAGAGGGAUGAGAGGCUCUUCGGGCCCCACAUCCCCUAUGCCCCGGACCAGGGAGAGCAGUGAGCCGGAGCCGGGACCCAGCUCUGCACCAGG
This is a messenger RNA of Suricata suricatta (meerkat), 3567 nucleotides long. RefSeq names its product ATP/GTP binding protein like 5 (gene AGBL5). NCBI's taxonomy places the organism in Eukaryota, Metazoa, Chordata, Mammalia, Carnivora, Herpestidae. The record is from RefSeq and is a predicted model, not a curated record. Gene Ontology annotation, molecular function: metallocarboxypeptidase activity; zinc ion binding. Gene Ontology annotation, biological process: protein deglutamylation; proteolysis. Bases 900 to 3485 code for a protein of 861 amino acids. The transcript is spliced from 14 exons.